Molecule: messenger RNA, 1092 nt
Organism: Aspergillus nomiae NRRL 13137
Lineage: Eukaryota; Fungi; Ascomycota; Eurotiomycetes; Eurotiales; Aspergillaceae
Exons: 6
Coding region: 1-1092 (363 amino acids)
Source: RefSeq, a predicted model, not a curated record
AUGGGCACUUCGUCGGGCAGUACGGACGUCGCUUACUGUGGUGACUCGCUGAUGGGCGUUUCCAUUGCCAUCGCAGUCGUCCAAAUACUAGUGGUCGCAGCUCGGUUCUAUGCCCGCUCUGUACAGCGAGUAGCCUACGCAAUCGAUGACUACCUGAUUAUACCUUCUUUGAUUGCUAGCUUAGGCCAAUCAGCAUUAUACAUAAUCUUGCUAAAGAUUGGUGGGCUGGGGUACCAUCUCGAAUACGUUAUGCAGACCCCCGAGAAACUCGUCAAUCUUCAAAAGGGACUCGUUGCAAACCAAAUUCUUGAUUUUCCGUUUAUCGUGACCCCGGCGAAGAUUUCGAUCCUUCUCUUUUAUAUCCGCAUCUUCAGCACGCCGAAGUUCCGCAUGAUAGCCUACACGGUUGGCUUUAUUGUCCUGGGCCACGGGAUUGGUGUCCUUUUCGCGGCGAUAUUUCAAUGUUCCCCUGUGCAGUAUGCUUGGGAUAAGACAAUUCAAGGUGGAUCGUGCUUUGACCAGCAAGCGUUUUAUCGAUAUGUCUCACCUCCGAACAUUCUGACGGAUGUCUUGAUCUUGGCCAUGCCCUUACCGUUUGUCUGGAAGCUGCAUACACGAAUGACACAGAAACUCGCCCUGACGGGGGUGUUCAUACUUGGGGGAUUGGGAACUGUGGCAAGCAUUUUGCGCAUGACCAUCUUCUUCCAGGAAAAUGCACUCACUGACCCAACCUGGGCAUCAAUUAAUCUAGGUAUCUGGACCGUAAUCGAAGCAGGCAUCAUUAUCAUUUCGGCUUGUCUGCCUUCUAUCUGGCCGUUAAUCGUUCGGAUUCUACCGCGGAAGUUAAUGAGUAAACACUCCUCCAAGACCCGAGGUCACCACUAUACCGCUAGCAAUGCCAAAGUGAAGGUAGGAGAUGGCUUCUCCAGGCUUGGGGAGAACAUCACUGGGGAGGCGGACAAAUGGCCCCUUGACAUGAAUCGUUCACAUGAGAGCCCAUCCACAUCGAUACACGGUCAAAUUCUGUCGAAGGGCGAAAGCAUAUCGCUACGAAGCCUGGACGAGACCCAACAGGAGCCUCGAUAUUCAUGA